Messenger RNA from Paramuricea clavata, 3302 nucleotides. The record is from the annotation of a GenBank genome assembly. NCBI's taxonomy places the organism in Eukaryota, Metazoa, Cnidaria, Anthozoa, Malacalcyonacea, Plexauridae.
CACCACCACCACCACCACCACCAGCCCUUCCACCUUUACCAGCAAUUCCUCCACCAAUGUUAGUACCCCAAGAUGCAGCACCUCCUCCACGAGUCCAACAACAAGAAUUACUUCCAGGUUUUGUCCCAACAACGAAUGCAUUCACGAAAGAAAACCCAGAGGCAGUACCUCCACCGAAAUCGAAACCUAUCAUUCCACACCUCAAACACACUCCAAAACACCACGUGCAACCAAAAAAGCCACAUGUUCCAGCACAAAAGCCCUCUGGGGUGAUCACCCCCGAAGAUCGUGCUCAGUGGAGUAUCUUUGGGGAAUCUUUACCAUUGGCACCACAAGCAGAAAAUAAUCCUCCUCCCUUGCAGGUAAAAAUGAUUCAAACACUAUUUGAUCUUGUCCAGGCUUUCGGAAUAUAAUAAAUUUUCCCUCCUUGAAAGCCCUCACACAGUAAAUAUUAGUCUGUUCUUUAAAAUGUGAAUUAACAUGAUGCCCCAUAUAAAAAAUACUAAUGACGUAACGUUAACUCCAAUCAAUAUAUUUGAACGUGUACUUUUGUGGGCCUGGCGCCAACAAAGCAUAUCCAUAUAUCGGUUGGCGAAAACAGUUCUAGACCAAAAAACAACACCAUUGAAGCAUGUAAGGGGCAACAUGGGUGUUGGGUGUGGGCCUCGGCCCUUCCAGCUUAGUUUGCUUGUUUGCUGAAAACGCAUAAAUUUUCAUCUAUAGAAAACGAUUUUGCUCAGAAGUGGAAGGAAAUUAUCGUGAGGGAUAGUUAAUUUCAGUUUCUGACUUAAUCGACAUUCAUAUUUUCAUAUUUUAAAAAUAGGCGCCUCAAGUCGAACAACCACUAAUGCCAAUGACGGAACAAUUCACCCCCACUGGGAUGACCGAACAACCAAUAAAUCCCACACCACAAGAAACUCAAGCCGAGUUUUCUACACCAUCAGAAUCUAAUUCACAUGAUUUGCCAGGGCUUCGUCCAUUGGACAGUGAUUUAAUAAAGCAUGAGCACCAUGAAAAGAAGCCAGAACUUUCAGUGAAACCACCUGCCGUACAGAUGGAAACACAAUCUCCAACCCAUCUUCAGGCAGAUAUUUCUCCACCCCAGGCGUUUGCGGAACAACCAGCCGUGCCAGAAGUUCCGCCCCCUGCGCCAGCAGUUCCGCCCCCCGCGCCAGCAGUUCCGCCCCCCGCGCCAGCAGUUCCGCCUCCCGCGCCAGCAGUUCCGUUUUCCGCACCAGAUAUUCCGCCACCCGCGCCAGCGGUUCCGCCAGCAUCUCCUUCUUCCGCACAAAUGGAUUAUUCAAAUGAAAUGUUUCCAUCAAUGCAGCCAGAUGUUCCCAUGGUCCCAAUGCCCCCACCUCAAUUCUUUGCACCGAAUUUCAUCCCAUUAGCAUCGAUUCCACUUCCUGUGUUUUUACCAGGUAAAUAUGAUUUUUCCAUAAUGAUAAUGCUAAGAAAUGUGAUUCACCUUAUGCUAAGUACCUCUGCAAUCUGAGCUUCCUUGCAUAUUUCUGCACUUUCUCCAAGUUGAAAAGUGAACAGGUCUGUUAUAACUGUUAUAAAUGUACCUAUCUGUAUGAGCAUGUUUUCUGACUGUUUUUUUGAAACAUAAGUGAUUAUUCUUCAUGAGGUGUUCUUUAGAGUUCAGAAAGAUGUUUUUUCUAGUUUAUUUCGUCUUAUUUCCAUAAACAACUGGUCACAAAGCUUUAUUCAUAGAGAACAAAUAAACUUUGCAACGCAUGGGGGUUGAAAAUUGAAAUUACAUCUAUGGUUUAUAAUAUUUGGUAGUUAAAAUUUACAAUAAUAGUUAUAUAGUUAUUCAUAUACAUUUUAAAGUUUUUCAUAGUUAUUUGGUUAAUGUAUUAUGUACAUAUAUAAAUAUCUCCUAGUAUAGCGUAAGUUGAUUUAGAAGUGUCAGAUUAAAAAUUAAAGAUAAGCGUGAUAGGUCUACUAAGAGUUUCACCUGAAUUGAAAUAUCGCAAUCAUUAGAUGAAAGAAAAAUAGUUGUACAGACAGAUAGAUAGGUAGUUUAAUAAAUCAAAUAUCGCAGCCAAAAAAAGGCUGAAUUACAAAUGAUUUACAAAUGAUAUGAAGUAAAAUACUAAGUUCAUUAUUUACAGUUCAUUGUUGCUUAAUAUAUUACUACGCUAAAAACUACAACGUCACUUUCCAAUUCACGAAGCCAAAAAAUGGCUGAAUUACAAAUAAUUUACACUUGAUAUAAAAUUAUUUACAAUUCAUUGUUGCUUAAACUAUUACUACGCUAAAAACUACAACGUCACUAUAGUUAUGAGGGCCCAUGCCAUUACUGAACUUCGCAUGCGACUUGACCUUUACAAUACUAUCUUAACAGUAUUAUUUGACCUUAACCUCUCAUUUAUAGAUGAUACACCAGACGUCAGGUUGGCAAAGGAAAAGGAUUUUGAAACUCGUAGGUCGGCCAUUGCAGUAGAAAACAUUGAAAAAGCUAUCGGCUUAGACGAGAAAACAAUAGAAAGUCUCAUUGAUGAUGUGAAACAGGUAUCUGAACGUCAAGCAAUCCAGUAUGAGAAUGCCAUUUUGAAAGACAGAAAGGAGGAAGAAGAGGCUAAAGGAGAAAGGAAAGUGGAAACAGAAGACAAGUUAUUGCGAGAUGAAGAACUCGAGGGAAAAGCAAAAGAAACCGUGGAUCAAAUAAACCGUUUAGAGAAAGUAAUGACAGUAAUCGAGGUAGCGAAAUUUGAUGCAGGGAGAAGAGCAGGUCAACAACUACAGGCUGCCGAAGCUUGGAAAGAUAGAAUGAACGGUAGAGCUAAAAAAAGCAAGAUAAUGAAAGUUCCUGAAAAGAACUCGGUAAAGAAGACCACGCGUCAUAUUCUUGAAAAUAUCAUUAAAAAAGAGAAAUACCGUACGAACGCUAACAAGGGUAGCAAAAGAAAUGAAACACAAUCCAAUAAAUCACCCAUUCACAGUGUUGUUGAUAAAAAUACCAACGACUAUCGAAGUAAGCGAUCGUUUUCAAGUGAUUCAGACAGAAAAGACCUGCUUCGAAUAAAGUUUAAAAAAAUCGGAAAACUUGCUAAAGAAAUUUUAAAAAACAUUCAGAAAUAACUUAGAAAUAACUUUACACGUUCCAUUAAUCAUAAACGUUUUGUAAUAUAUGUAUGUAAAAUAUAAAUAAAAUAAACUGUAAAGUUUUACAAACCCUAAAAAGCCCUGAUGAUAUAAACCCUAUGUUUAUACUUAGAAAUAUAAAAUUACACACAAACUAGAAAUACAUGCGUGCAGAAACCCCUCGUCUUGCUUGCAAAACAACAACUAAC